AUGCCAUUCUAUUACAAAGUCAGUAACGCUAAUCAAUACAUCGUCAAGACCGGCGUGGGUAUCACCGAUAUCGAACUCGUCAAGAAAGGAUGGGUCUUUCCAGGUCAACAUGCCACCGUAUUCGAUGUCACCCCUCAGAACUUCUCCCUCUCGAUCCAUGCCAUGACCAUCGAAAAACUCGAGUUCCUUUUGCCCGCAGUUUUCACGAUUGGUCCCAAGCUUGAUAUCCCCAGUCUUGAAAAGUAUGCCCGCCUUCUGGCCGGUAACGCACUUACUUCGACAGCCAUAACCGAUCUCGUCCGGGGUGUUAUUGAGGGCGAGACCCGAGUGAUCGCAGCCGGUAUGACGAUUGAGGAAAUAUUCAGAGAGAGACGUACAUUCAAGGACAUGGUUGUUAAGAACGUUCAAAGCGAAUUAGAUCAUUUCGGUGUAUUCAUCUACAAUGCAAAUAUCAAGAGUCUCCAGGACACUCCCGGAAGUGAAUACUUUUCUUACCUAAGACAAAAGACACAAGAAGGUGCCGUCAAUCAAGCCAAAGUUGAUGUUGCUGAGGCACGUUUCCGUGGUGAUGUUGGUGCCAAAGAAAAGGAAGGUUUGACUCGUCAGAAUACCCAGCGUAUUGAGGCAGACACGGUUGUGUAUGAGAACGAGCGAAAGGCAGAUAUUCUCAAAGCUCAAGCUAUUCUCAAAGAGAAGGCAGCAGAAUAUGAUCGUGGUGUACAGUUGGCUCAGAUCGAGGCCCAGCAACACACUGCUUCUCGUGAGCAAGAACUCAAGAGAAUGGUUGAAGAAAAGAGAUCUUUGGCAGAAACUGAACGUCUACGUGCCACUGUGGUCGCAAAGGCCAAAGCAGAGUAUGAAAUCUCUGUUCAGAAAUCCAAUGCAGAACAAUACAAUAAGGAACGUGCUGCUGAAGCCGAACUCUUCAAACAACAAAAAGAGGCCGAGGGUAUCAAGGUUUAUGCGGAAGCCAAGCUUUACAAGGCCAACCGUGAAGCCGAGGGUGUGAUUAAUAUGUUAAAUGCCCAGGCUACAGGUUUGGCAGGCAUUGUCAAGGCAUUCAAUGGCGACAAUGGAGCUGCUCUUCAGUACCUCAUGCUCGAGAAGAACACCUUCCAAGAUCUUGCGAAGACCAAUGCUGAUGCCAUCCGGGGACUUAAUCCCAAGAUCAGUGUCUGGAAUACCGGGGACUCUAGUAAAGGACAACAGAACCCUUUGGCCGAUAUCUACAAGAACCUUGCGCCUACACUUCUUGCAGUCCAGGAGCAGACUGGCAUUAGUCCCAAGUGGGGUGUUAACAUGCCACAACCUCCUUCUGGCCCAUCUACCUAAAUGCUUGUAAAACCUGGGCGAUUAAACCUUUUACUUUAUUUUUAUUCUUAACCUUUUCACAUUCAUUUUCUCUUUUUAUUAUAUCCACACCCCUUCCUUCUUUCCUUUGCCAACGGCUUUCAUUGUAUCAGUAUAUUUAUUCUUAAGCUAGCCACCUAUAUCACGGCAAUUCUGUAUAUCUUAUGUACUCUAUAUCCAAUAUCUGUAAUUCAAUAAUUCAAUAAUUCAAUAAUUCUAUAUUCACAAUAAACUAUAAACUAUAAAUAU
Molecule: messenger RNA, 1599 nt
Organism: Phycomyces blakesleeanus NRRL 1555(-)
Lineage: Eukaryota; Fungi; Mucoromycota; Mucoromycetes; Mucorales; Phycomycetaceae
Exons: 5
Coding region: 1-1332 (443 amino acids)
Biological process (GO): protein localization to plasma membrane
Cellular component (GO): plasma membrane
Source: RefSeq, a predicted model, not a curated record